Messenger RNA from Vanrija pseudolonga, 646 nucleotides. RefSeq lists its product as uncharacterized. The record is from RefSeq and is a predicted model, not a curated record. The transcript is spliced from 3 exons. The coding region runs from base 152 to 646 and encodes 164 amino acids. Lineage: Eukaryota; Fungi; Basidiomycota; Tremellomycetes; Trichosporonales; Trichosporonaceae.
CUGACAGCAGCUCCUCGAGGUGCGGAGGGCGGGCGCGACGAUCAUCUGUGACGCAAGGUGCCAAGUAGCAAACAGAGGGCGGCUUGCUGGGGCACUACUCGUCACCCAUUGUCCCACUCUCUCGCUCGCCAGCCUCGCUACCUCCUUUCCCAUGGCGCAACAGCAAGAGUUCGGCUCGCUCAAGUGGCUGGAAAACAGCAAGGUUCGCCAGGAGCAGCUGGCCCGCCUUGUUGAGAGCACCGGCGAGAUCAACAUAGGCUCCUUACCCGCGAAAUACACCACCGGCGAGGACGAGGCAGCGGGCGCCAAAGUCCCCGUAAAGAAGAUCGAGCUCCCCAAGGUUCUCCAUCAGAUCCUUGAGGCGGCGCCGUUGCGGACCUCUGCCGACGCGCUGUACUACGGCUGGCAAGCCGAGGAUAGUGAUGUCGUGGAGAUUGCGGAUGUCGGUCGGUUCUUGCGCCAGAUUGCCAUCGGGAAGUGGGGAUACCCGUCGUACCAGCACUCCAUCGUCCCUCUCUUCACCCAGUGGGGUUUUAUCCGAGUCGGCCCCAAGCCCGUCAAGGCUACAGACGUGAGGCGGUUCCGGCACCCCUCGGGCAACUUUAAGCCCAACUCGUCUCGCUGGAAGAGCAUCACCACCGAAUAG